AAAUUACUUGUUUAUAGACUUACGGCCACUUCGACGACUCGAGGCCGUUUCUGUCCCCGGCCCCUAAAAACUGUAGUACGUAGCGUACAGUAAACAAGGAGUCAUUCAUUUGAUACUUUAGAUAGCCAUUAAGGUAAUUAACAAUUAUGUUAAUGUCAUGAUGAUUGCACUCAAAGUUACUGUACAAAGGCUCUCAUUUGCCAGGUGAAGAUCAAUCAUUUAAGAAGACAUCUACUGCUUGCAACAACAAAUCACAGAUGCCAACACACAAACAAUAAUUCAAAUAAACUACUCAGUUACAGGCCACCUGAUUGGGCAAGCCAGCUUCAAAUGAUUCCAUUAGUGAAAGUUAAGCUUUUUCAGCCAUUUACACCUAUUCAUAAAUGGAGUCUUCCAAAUAUACCAGAUGAUAUUGAUAUUUAUAUCAAGCGAGAUGACAUGACUGGAUCUGUUUUAUCAGGUAACAAGGUACGGAAACUGGUGUUCUUACUAUGUGAAGCCUUAGCAACUGGUUGCCAAGCAGUGAUAACAUGUGGUGAAGUUCAGUCAAACCAUUGUCGCACAACAGCAGUUGCAGCUAAACAACUUGGUAUUGAAACCCAUCUUCUACUCAGGUCCAGGUCAGAGAACCUUUCUGAGACUGGUCGUCAUGGGAACAUGUUAUUGAACAGUUUGAUGGGUGCAUCCAUGUACUUGGUUCCCAUAAAAGCUCAAGAGAAGACCGACCUUGAGCCAAGAAUGCAGCGGCUUGCCGACAGACUGCAAGAAGAAAAGGGUAUGAAAGCAUAUUUAAUCCCUAUUGGUGGAUCCAAUGUUGUUGGCCUCCAUGGUUACUUAUGUGGCUGGCAAGAACUCUUAGAACAGGGAGUGACUGACAGGUUUGAUGAUGUCAUACUAACUGUAGGCAGUGGUGGAACAGCAGCUGGUGUUGCUAUUGGGAACUUCCUUACUGGAUCCCAUCUCAGGUAUUUAUGAAAUUGAUCUUUUUAUUUGGUGUUUGGUAAAAAACCUGCAGGGCAUCAGCUAUUAAAACAUAAUGACUUAGUACACACAUGUAUGGAGUGAACUGGAGUGUACUAGGGUCAAAGUUUGACACUUAUCUUGACAAGGCUUAAGAGCAGUUGUCUGUAAAAAUCAAAGAAAUUUCAAAAAUAGUGGCGGACUCAAAAAAAUGGAUUUCUUUCUAAUUUUGCA
Molecule: messenger RNA, 1194 nt
Organism: Anneissia japonica
Lineage: Eukaryota; Metazoa; Echinodermata; Crinoidea; Comatulida; Comatulidae
Product: putative D-cysteine desulfhydrase 1, mitochondrial
Exons: 7
Coding region: 331-975 (214 amino acids)
Molecular function (GO): D-cysteine desulfhydrase activity
Source: RefSeq, a predicted model, not a curated record